AUGUUAAGUAAUUUGAUCAUACUUACUAUUAUUUUUGCUAUUCGAACAGCUGACUCAAAUCUUCCGUGUAAAUUUAUAGAAACAAUUAAUAUAACCGAUGGCUUUAAAGACAGUAACGAUCAUUUUAUUUAUAAAAGUGAAAUAUUCCCCCUUGGAACUUAUGAUGAAUUUGAUUACAUUGAAGAUUACGCGUAUGUAAAAAUUAGUGUCAAUCCGCACAUUCGUGGAUGUGUUUGCAAGCAAAAGCAGUGCCUCCGAUUUUGUUGUUUAGAAAAUGACACUGAAAAUUGCCUCCAAUCGAAUGAGUUAAAUGUGUUUAAUGAAGAUAAUGAGGAAGAAACAAUCAAUAUUAGUGAUAAUAAAUAUAGUAUCCUCCUCGGCCGAUCAUGUAAAGAUAUGUAUGAGCUAGAAAGAGAUGCUGGUGAAGAAUGGAAGUUCCUUAAUAAUGGAUCACUGCUAUUGGAUGACAAUGUAUUUGAUCAUAAUGAAUUUUGUGUUGAGAAAACAGAUGAUUCCAAUGCAAUUGUUUAUGUCUGCUUUCCAGAACAGGAACAAGACUUUAGAGACAUAAUUCAUUCAAUUGGCUUCUUCAUAUCAAUUCCAUUUUUAAUUAUCACAUUCCUCAUUUAUGCGAGCAUUCCAGAGCUGCGAAAUCUUCAUGGUAAAUGUUUGAUGUGCUAUACAUUUUCACUUACUGUAUUUUAUUCUUUGAUGCUGAAGCUGAACAUUUUUAAGCAUCUGGAAUUGAGGAAUGGGAUUAUGACUGCAGUUUUGAUUUAUUUUACAAUUUUUCUGAGCUUCUUCUGGGUGAACAUCAUGUGUUAUGACAUUUGGAGGAUUGCUAGAAAUGGCAUCGCAAAACGAUCGCAAGUUGAAGGUCAAAAAAUGUUUAUAAUUUACUGCAUUUAUGCGAUUGGAAUUCCACUUUUGAUGACAAUAACUGCGGUCUUAAUCAAUCAUCAUCAGCUUUUUCAUCAUGAAUAUUUACCCAUGUUUGGAGAAAAUGACUGGAUGCAUCAUGAGCUGAAAGCACAGGCUAUUUAUCUUUAUAUUCCCAUUGGGAUUAUUAUUAUUAUCAAUAUUAUGCUAUUUUUGGAUACAGCUAGGAAAAUAUGGCAAGUUCAGAGUACGAUGAGUGAUGAAAGUUCUACGAAAGGACAUGGGAUUCUUAGGAGAAGGUUCUCCGUCUAUCUCCGUCUAUUCAUCAUUAUGGGGCUGAUGUGGAGCAUGGAAUUAAUAAGUUUUGUUUAUCAAAAAAUUCACAUUUUAUUCUACAUAACUGACUUUUUCAACUGUGCUCAAGGAUUCGUGAUAUUUCUUGUUUGCGUUUGUGAUAAGAGAACUCGAAAGCUUUUUAGAAAGAGGUUCUUCGCAUCCACAACAACUAAAGACGAGUCUUUGACCUCCGCUAUUGGCACCUAUGAUGAGACGCUAAAAAUGACAGCUCUUAAAAUAUAA
This is a messenger RNA of Chironomus riparius, 1458 nucleotides long. Lineage: Eukaryota; Metazoa; Arthropoda; Insecta; Diptera; Chironomidae. The record is from the annotation of a GenBank genome assembly.